Rotaria sp. Silwood2 is the source of this 1188-nucleotide messenger RNA. Lineage: Eukaryota; Metazoa; Rotifera; Eurotatoria; Philodinida; Philodinidae. The record is from the annotation of a GenBank genome assembly.
AUGAAUAGUGCUCUUCAAUGUUUAAGUAAUAUCCCUAAAUUGACUGAAAAAAUCUUGUCGUUUGGUAACGAAAUUAACGCACCAAUAAUUGGUGCAUAUUCAGCAUUGAUUAAAACUAUGUGGUUAGGUGAAGAUGUUACUACUGAGCCGUCAUUUUUAUUACUGAAUAUUUCUGAAAAUUUACCACGUUUUCAAAAAUAUCGACAGCAAGAUGCACAAGAAUUUAUGAAUCAUUUUCUACAUAUAAUUCAUCAAAAAUUAACAAACGAAAAAACAUUAAUUACUGAUUUAUUUUAUGGUCGAAUUCAAUCAAAUGUUAAAUGUUUAGGAGGAUGUCAUUCUAUUGACACUAAUGAAGAAUUAAUUAGUUUUCUUCCACUACCUGUUGAAAAUGAUAAUGAUCAGUAUGAUAUUCUCUAUCUUAGAAGCAAUGGUGAACAAGAAUUAGUUUCAGUUCAUACAUGUGGAAAAACAAUCAACACACUGAUUGAAUCGUUCAUUAAACAACAUGAAACAAAACUAUCAGGUACUCGAAUUCAAGCUUUUAGAAUAGUAGAUAAUAUGAUUAUGGAAAAAUAUUCAUCUUACACAUUAUUGAGUGAUACAAUCAAGCAUCAACUAAGUUUUAUCGAACAUCCUGAAAACACUAUUGAGCAAAGAUAUGUUGAAUUAAGAUUUCUUAAUCAUGAAACACAUAGACCAUUUCGACCACCUAUCUUUCUUGUUCGUCCAUCCUAUGAUUGUUGCUAUUCUGAUCUAUCCGAACAGAUCAAUUAUAUUCAAAAACAUCUCUGUUCAGUGACUGGUGCACCGACAUCUGCAUUUCAUCUUUAUUGGAUAACUAAUAGUGGUAGCACUUGGAAUUUUGAGAUAGAGACGCAUAAACACAAUAGUCGCACAAAGAUUGAUACAUAUAUCGACUUUCCACUUCAAGAUCCUGAUCUUCGUCCAUAUAUCAUUCAGAAGGAUGAUCAAAAAACGAAUAUACUUACAUUGUACCAUCUCGUAGCUGUAUGUAAUCAUACAGGUAGUCUUGUUAGUGGACAUUAUUUUACGUAUGCAAGAAAUGAUCGAAAUAAAAAAUGGUAUUCGUUUAAUGACGACACAAUUCGAGAAAUUCACAAUGAAAAUGAUAUUGUAACAAAAAAUGCUUAUAUUCUUGUAUAUGUUCAACAAGCAACUCUGUAA